Molecule: messenger RNA, 997 nt
Organism: Ilex paraguariensis (yerba mate)
Lineage: Eukaryota; Viridiplantae; Streptophyta; Magnoliopsida; Aquifoliales; Aquifoliaceae
Source: the annotation of a GenBank genome assembly
AUGAUUCGUAUCGGGAUCCUUCUGUAUCAUAACGUAUCGUACGAUACAUAUCGCGUAUCGUACAAUACUAACAACACUGAUCAUAAUAGCAUUCUUGGAAAGGAUAUAGGAUAAUUGACAAUAUGAAGGUAUUAAUUUGGCUACAGUGAAAAGAAAGGCGCCUAUUUCCCAUACAAUAUGGGUCUAUCGGUACAAGUCAGUUGAAUUCCCUGCACAGCAGUACCAUGCUUGACAAACCUCUUCUAGGCAACUGUAUUGGAGUUACUUUCAUUGAAUCUGGGGUUAAUGGGAGAUUUGAAGUUAUCAAAAUGGUUGAUGAAGCAAUCUUACAUAAGUGACACCCUGUUGAUCUAAAUGGUAUGGGUUGACACCUCUGGUGACCACAUCAUUUUCAUUUAUUGGCCCCUUUAGAAUAUAAACUCUUUUAUGAGCAACCACCAUGUAAAUUAAAUUUGAAUGCUCAAUUGUUGUGCGAUAAACAAAAAAGCCCACAUAUGUGUAAUGAUGUGUUUUGUGUGUAUAUAUGCGCUCUUUGGGAAUUACUCUGGGUGAACUGCCAUUUUCAGGCCUAAUAUGUGGUCAGGGGCUUAGCCUUGGUGACCUGAUUGGAGUUCUGCAUGACCCUUUCUCCCGUCUGGCAGAGCAAUGGCUACUAUAUUGUGAUCUUGGGGAAGAUACACAAUUGGUAGGGGCUUUAUUUGGACUUCUAAUAUCACAUCUCUUGUUUCCUGGCAUGUCCAAGUUGCGUUUCAAGCCUGCUUACAGUCCAUAUACUGAACCCAGCAUGGAAAUCUUCAGCUAUCAUGAAGGCUUCAAGAAAUGGGUGGAAGUUGGAAAUUCUGGCAUGUUCAGACCUGAAAUGCUACAGCCUAUGGGACUUCCAGAUGAUGUCCGGGUUAUUGCAUGGGGCCUUUCACUCGAAAGCGACCUCUUUGGACACAAGGUGGACCUUGGUCUCAUUAAGAGGAACCCCAUAUGCCGCCUUGGUCUUGGGUAG